Messenger RNA from Acipenser ruthenus (sterlet), 3636 nucleotides. RefSeq names its product E3 ubiquitin-protein ligase RNF34-like. Bases 114 to 1256 code for a protein of 380 amino acids. NCBI's taxonomy places the organism in Eukaryota, Metazoa, Chordata, Actinopteri, Acipenseriformes, Acipenseridae. Gene Ontology annotation, cellular component: plasma membrane; cytoplasm. Gene Ontology annotation, molecular function: ubiquitin protein ligase activity. The record is from RefSeq and is a predicted model, not a curated record. Gene Ontology annotation, biological process: protein K48-linked ubiquitination; proteasome-mediated ubiquitin-dependent protein catabolic process; negative regulation of extrinsic apoptotic signaling pathway via death domain receptors. The transcript is spliced from 8 exons.
AAAAGUCCCUGGGCGUGACGGAGGACGUCAACGUUAUGAAGUGAUUCCUGGUGCUCUUGUAAUGGUUAGUCUUUUAUUUUUAGGUAUAAUUUACAACUGGGAGUUCACGAGUCAUGAAGGCUGGGGCCUCGUCCAUGUGGGCUUCAUGUUGCGGUCUGCUGAAUGAAGUGAUGGGUACGGGAGCAGUGCGCGGCCAGCAGCCAGGGUUUGGUGCAGGAGCCGGUCCCUUCAGAUUUGCCCCCAACGCUGGGUAUUCAACCUACCCCCCGCCUUCAUCGGUAAACGCUAGUGUUGUCUGCAAGGCCUGCGGACUAGACUUUUCUGUGUUCAGGAAAAAGCACGUUUGCUGUGAUUGCAAGAAGAACUUCUGCUCUCUCUGCUCGGCCCUGCAAGAAAACCUUUGGAGAUGUUCCACGUGUAAUGUGCUGAAAGAAACCGCUUUCCAGAGGCCACAGCUAAUGAGACUGAAAGUAAAAGACCUGCGGCAGUAUCUAAUGCUGAGGAAUAUACCGACAGAGACCUGUCGCGAGAAAGAGGACUUGGUGGACCUUGUUUUGUGCCAUCAUGGAUCGGAUGCAGAAGAUGACUUGGACACAAGUAGUUUACAUUCAUCCAGGUCUGUGCUCGCCACGCCUCGUUCUACAUUACACUCCACUCCCUCCCAGUCCUCGCUGUCUGCCUCUCCGGGGGAUCAGCUCAGUCAGAGGGGAAGCUCAGGAACCGCAAAUCAGGAACGUGAUGAUGAAGCAUCUCUGUUGAAUCUGGAAUCAAAUGAAAAUGUAGCACCACAGCAGGCUACUCCGCUGUCUCGAAAGCGUGCAAGAGCCUCUCUCUCAGACAUAUCCACCAUGGAGGACAUCGAAGGACUGAAUGUCCGGCAGCUCAAAGAGAUCCUUGCUCGAAAUUUCGUGAAUUAUUCAGGUUGCUGUGAAAAGUGGGAGCUGGUGGAGCGCGUCAACAGACUGUACAGAGAGACUGAAGAAAACCGGAAGUCAUUGGAAAAUGUGGACAACAGUAAAACUGCAGUGGUGACGUCACACCCUCAGCCAAUCUGCAGUGGUGGAAAUGGAGACGAUGAGAAGAUGCACUUAAGCAGCGAUGACAACCUGUGCAGGAUCUGUAUGGAUGCUGUGAUUGACUGUGUACUCCUGGAGUGUGGCCACAUGGUCACCUGUACCAAAUGUGGAAAGAGAAUGAGUGAAUGCCCCAUCUGUCGACAGUAUGUAGUGCGGGCUGUGCACGUUUUCAAGUCCUAACACGGGAGAGGGGAGAGGCUAAACAUUUAGGUUACUAACAUUCACUUCAUCUCUCAUUUUUGCAAUGUUAUUAACCCUUUGCAGUCCAUUUAUUAACUGCGCGUCAGGCACGCCAGGUCUAAUUAAUUUUCACACGCGCAGUUAAUUUUAUACGCGCUGUUUAAAAGUAUUUUUUUUCACAGUCAAACGGGUUUAAAUGGCCCUGCAUAUCAACAAAGCACUCACUAGGCAUCUCCAGCCCCGCCCCACCCUUUUGUUUGCUAUAGCGUUCACCUAUGCAAGAAAUAAAUAAUAAUAAUAAUAAUAAUAGUCGUACAUACCGAUCGAUCAUCUCCGGAUCACUCGUUUUAUCACCAAACUCCUCAAUAAUGCGAUCCAAGUCAUUAUUUUAUUACUAUAACAUCUGAAAAAAGCUCUGCAAAUGUCCAUGAUAGUCUCUGUGCGCUGACGCACUCAGCCAGCUUGUUUACUAUGAACGCCCCGUUAUCUGAUACCUGAUACCAUGUAUGACUAUUCAUGAGAUACGCCCUUUUUUUUUUCGACUUGUCUCGGCUCCUGUCGCUCCCACUCGGCAAUUGAAUGGUUUUCUCGGCUUUUUCCGGAGAAAAAACGACUAAACACCCGUUUAUUGCGUUGCUAUAAUGAUGUCGGACCCAGUCCGACAAAGGACCUGUGAGGAAUAAUUGCAAUGUCGGACCCAGUCCGACAAUGGACCGCAAAGGUUAAAGGUAUUUUAUUCGUCCCUAUUUGGUGCCCGCUCAUAAAGAGCUCAAAUAGAUUUGUGUGACGAGUAAAUGAUUUGAGACCUGGAAAUUAGAGAAUGCCUACAGUCUAUACCGGUAGCUUCAAAGUAUUUGUGUUUUAGUACCCUCUUCAGUUAAGUGAAUGUGAUGUUUUGUACUGCAAGCCCCUGUUCUACACACUUCUAUUUUCUUUUCUUUGUGUCUAAUCUGGCCUCAAUGAAAACUACAGAAAUAAGCAUCGGUCAGACUUUGUAAACCCCAGUGCCUGCCUUCAUGGAAUCAGUCAGGGGAGUCAUUUUCAAUUUUACUAUUCAGUUCCGUGUUGACAACAUUGUGGGUUUUUAAAGUUUGACACACUGACGAUUUCUUUAAACUCAGUUGAUGUGACAACACUGAGGAAUUUUCUAAAAUGCUAUGCUGUUAUGGAGCAUAUCCUGUAUAUUUCAAUGGAGGUAAUUAAACACCCUGUAGAGUAAUGGUAGCACUGUGAGGGCCUGGCAGGGAUUACUUAAACUACAAUUUGAGAAUUGUUUUUUUCUAACAAUUGCAUUGCAGGAAGAUUUGGGUCUGUGCAUUGAAUGAUUUUGAGGGUUCUGAAAUCUGUGGUAAUGGACACUUGAAUGUUGUUCUUUAUUAAAUUCCACUUGCUUAGCGAGAGGUUAUUCUGAAAACGUUUUGCCAUGUAUACGUAGUGACAUUUUUAAUAACACUCAGGUGUUUGAAGGUGCAAGGAGUUUGUCUCGUCUGUUGUGUGCAGUAUGUUAAGUGAUCCCUUCACCUGAACACUUUGGGGACCAAAUCAGUUUUAUAUGAAUACCAUGUGGCGAUACAGUAUAUUCCAGUUCUAUCAAGCAAAGCCAAUAUCCAUCUUCUGUUUAUUUUUCUGCUUUGGAUCUUUAGUCACAGAAUUUGGUUCCUCAAAAUGGGCUUUUAAUCAGACACGUAGCGAGGCAAUACAAAGAUUUGCAAAUUCAUGUUAUGUAGAAAUGGUACAGAAAGAAAAUAAGUACAGUUUUAGCUGUUUCAUAUCGCUAACCUAAAAUGUAUAUAUUUUUUUGUUUGUUUUGAAUGUUUAAUAUCAGAUUUUUAAAUAUUGUAAGAAGUUAUGUUUAUCAAUUGUAUAAAACUGUCUGUGUAAAAUGAUUUUAAUAUUAAGUGUGUUUGGUGACAUAUGACUGAAUCUAUAAAACAGAAGAGGGUAGAACGCUUGUAUCCUACCUGUCCUUUUCAUAAGCACUAUCAGGAAUUAUACUUGGAGAUAUACUUUCUGGUAAGCUGUUUGUUUUUCCCCUAAAUGAUUUCUUACCUGCAGCCUUCAGUUGAUACAGUAUAACACUUAGAAUUGAAAACACCACUGAGUGCACUUCAAUUCUAAGUAAAACAUGCUUCCGUGUCUCCUUGAGGAUACACGAAAUAAAAACACCAGAAAACCUUUACCAGGACGUCCUGCAGCAAUACAAGACCAAAACGGGUACUGAUGCAGGCUGCAUGCAAGAGAUACAUCCACUGGAAACGAUUCCUUAAGGAAGCAGUUUAAAUUAGGUAUGGUCUUGUAUUUUGGAAUGUUGAACUUUUUAUUUUGGUUAAUUAAAAUAAUUAAAAAUUCAUUGAAUAAAAAAAUACAGUAUCUUCACUAA